Alternaria atra is the source of this 1908-nucleotide messenger RNA. RefSeq lists its product as uncharacterized. The record is from RefSeq and is a predicted model, not a curated record. The transcript has 2 exons. Gene Ontology annotation, molecular function: protein binding. Gene Ontology annotation, biological process: cell division. NCBI's taxonomy places the organism in Eukaryota, Fungi, Ascomycota, Dothideomycetes, Pleosporales, Pleosporaceae. The coding region runs from base 1 to 1908 and encodes 635 amino acids.
AUGGAGAAAUAUCUUCGUGAGUGGCGCCAAGAAGCCCUCAAUCGCUGCCAAUACGACACAGCCAUCUUUGUCGCAGACAAACUGCUGGCCCUGACAGACGAUGAUCAAGAUGCAUUCUGGCUAGCUCAGGUACACUUCACCACCGGCAACUACAACAGGACACAAUCACUCCUGGCACGCGGAAACCUCGUCGAGCGUACUCCCCAAUGUCGAUACCUCGCCGCGCAUUGCUCCCUCAAGCUAGGGAAAUUGGAAGAUGCACUGAACAUACUGGGCGACAAAAACCCGACUCAUCUGAUCUCAGCACCAGGCAAUACGCGUACCAAAUUGCGGCAUGUCGACGUCAACACAAGGGCAGGCGCAAGACAGAACAAGAAUGGCUCGCGCAACGAGCGUUUACCUACGAGCGAGGAGCGUGAUCGAGAAGAUGUCAACAACAUCAAGUCGGAAGCAGGCAUGUGCUACUUAAGAGGCGUAUGCUAUGCAAAGCAAAAUUCCUUCGAUCGGGCCAAGGAAUGCUACAAGACGGCGGUGCAGAUUGAUGUGCAAUGCUUCGAAGCAUUCGAUGCUCUGAUGUCGAACUCACUCAUGGCACCUGAGGAGGAGUGGAAGUUCCUAGAAUCGCUCAACUUUGACACCAUCAACGUCGCCAAUAACCCUUCGCUGUCGCAGGAGGCGGCGUCCUUCACCAAGACGCUCUACACCACACGGUUAUCCAAGUACACCAGACCAGAGGAGUUUGCGAACGCGACCGAGACGCUCACGACUCACUACAAUCUUGGCGAGAAUCCUGAUAUCGUUCUCUCUAAAGCCGACCUUAUGUUCACCCUCUGUCGCUUCCGCGAUACCCUUGCACUCACAUCGGCUGUCCUCGCCAACGAUAAGUACAACUUCAACAUCAUGCCUAUACACAUAGCGUCCUUGCAUGAGCUCGGCGAAAAGAACACUCUGUUCUUGCUUGCGCACGAACUUGCCGACACGAAUCCCUCAGAACCAUGCGCAUGGUUCGCUGUCGGUACCUACUAUCUCGCCAUCGGUCGCAUAGCCGAAGCACGCCGCUACUUUUCCAAGUCUUCGAUGAUGGAUCCGCACUUCGGCCCUGCCUGGAUAGGUUUCGCGCAUACCUUUGCUGCAGAAGGAGAACAUGACCAAGCUAUCUCCGCUUACUCCACGGCCGCACGCCUCUUCCAGGGCUCGCAUCUCCCACAGCUCUUCCUCGGUAUGCAAAACCUCCAGUUGAACAACCUCAGCCUGUCAAGAGAAUACUUGAAGACGUCAUAUGAUCUGUGCGAGAACGAUCCUUGCCUUCUUAACGAGAUGGGCGUUGUCUACUUCCACGAAGGACAGCUACUAGACGCUAUACAAUUCUUUCGUCGCGCACUAGCCUUCUCAGAACAAAACGAAGCAGAUCCAGAUGCAUGGAUACCCACACGAAUAAACCUUGCCCACGCACUUCGGAAGUGUGACCAGUUCAACGAAGCACUUGCGACGUUCGACGAGGUACUCCGCCAUGGCAUGAAGGAUCCUAGUGUCUUCACCGCAAAAGCACUAGUCCUUCUAAAUCUCCACCGGAAUUGGGAUGCCAUCGUCACUCUGCACGAAGCCCUCGCCGUCUCUCCUCAAGACCCCAUGGCCACUGAUCUCCUCAAUCGCGCGCUGGAAAUCAACGAGUCGGAAAGUGGGCUUCUCGAAAAUGGACAAGCGGCAGGGUCAGAAAUGGCAGAAGACGCGGAUGAAAACGAAGAGAUUGAAGAGCUAGAACGAAGAAUGAAUGGCAAGCUACGUGAAAUUGAACAGAAUCGGGCUGCAGGUAGGCGAGGUCGCAGGAGACGACAUGCGCAAGGGGUAGCAGAUGAGGAUCUCAGUGCAUUCGGGGAAAGCAUGGUGGUCGACUCGGAUGAGGGCUAA